Messenger RNA from Micropterus dolomieu (smallmouth bass), 5991 nucleotides. Its product is annotated as unconventional myosin-XVI-like. The transcript has 8 exons. The record is from RefSeq and is a predicted model, not a curated record. Gene Ontology annotation, cellular component: nucleoplasm; perinuclear region of cytoplasm; myosin complex. Gene Ontology annotation, biological process: phosphatidylinositol 3-kinase/protein kinase B signal transduction; negative regulation of G1/S transition of mitotic cell cycle; neuron projection morphogenesis. Gene Ontology annotation, molecular function: cytoskeletal motor activity; protein phosphatase binding; ATP binding. NCBI's taxonomy places the organism in Eukaryota, Metazoa, Chordata, Actinopteri, Centrarchiformes, Centrarchidae. The annotation marks the transcript as partial.
AUAUAAAGACCUCGUGGUCCCAACUUUGGGAGACAAAAAGAAACUGUCACCAGAGGAGAGAUGCCGCUCAGUUCUGCAACAGUUCAAACUCCAGGGAUGGCAGAUGGGCAGUAGUAAAGUGUUUCUGAGAUACUGGCAGGCAGACCAGCUCAACGACCGCUGCUACCAGCUUCAUAAAAAGAUCAUCACCUGUCAGAAAGUGGUGCGUGGCUGGCUGGCCAGACAGCGUGUUCAGCGCAGGCUGUCAUUACAGCAGAAAGAGGAGUGCUGUGUGCAGCGUUUCCUGCAGGGGGCAGAGGACAUGGGUCUGCGAACCUAUGACCAGUUGGUCAUCCAAAAUGCAUCUGACAUCGCAAGAGAGAGCGACCGCCUGCGCUGCCAUGGUAGCAGCCUUGUCAACACCCUCAGCAACAGCCCGCCACUUGGUGAAAGGCCUGAGCCAGUGGGCAAAGAGGAGGAUCAGCCCACCAGGAGGGUUGUAGAGAAAAGUGGGAAAAUCUAUGAGGGUCCUCUCAGCGGGGGCAACAGAGUGAUUCGCCACUUUCGGUCUAGCUCAGUACCCAUCCCCAUCGCCAUAGAGAACAUGGUCCAUUCUUCUGCCAUCAAACCAGUCGUGCAACAGGUAGCACAUACCAACGAGGAUGGGGCAGGCGGGGGAGGUCUUUCCUCUCCUCGGAAGCAACCUCCUCCCAAACCAAAGAGGGACCCCAACACUCGUCUGAGUGCAUCUUAUGAAGCUGUUAGCGCUGGGUUGAUGAUGGCAGCGAAAGAGAGCCCUACUCCAGAGGGGUAUGGGUCGCCAGCUGGAAGCCCUCCUAAAUUCCAGCUGUCCCCCACAGACCCUGCAGCCUUGUCCAAGCCCCGUCCUCACAGUGAUGACUACACAACCAUGAGGAAGGUUCCGCCUCCAAAACCUAAGCGCAGUCCCAACACUAAGCUGACAGGCUCAUAUGAGGAGAUCAACGCUGUAGCUCCCCACAUCCACCAGCUGCGUCCUGCUGAUGUAAAGUUGGCCUUGCUGUCCCGUGCUGGUGGAUUUGGAGGGUUUGGUGGUUUGAUGCAGAGAGCUGCCUCUGUAGAUGCCCCACAAGGGGUAGGACUGAGCCUGUACCAGAGCAAAGACGAAGAGGACGUGUACAUAGAGAUGUUGGGCUCCCAGCCACGGGCUCGCAGCCUCCAGGAGCCCCCUGAUAGCCCAGAGCAGGCUGACUACGAGGCCGUCUAUGAGGAGAUGAAGUACUUCCCUCCCGAAGACGGUGGAACUCCUGCAGCUGUGGUUAGCAAGGCAGCCAAACGAGAGGGUCUAGGUUUGGGCCUGGUGGGAUUAGGGGCAUCUCCUCCUCAGAGCGGGGAGAGCACACGGAUGUCAGCUGGGGUGACCGCUGCCAUGGACAUCACUCUCUCACAGAGCAGCGGAACUCCCAAAACUCAGCACGGCAAAGAUGGCAGCUGUGACAUACCUGCUCCCUUCCCCAACUUGCUUCCCCACCGUCCACCUCUCCUUGUGUUUCCCCCCUCACCCGUCACCUGCUCUCCUGCUUCAGACGAGUCACCCCUCACCCCACUAGAGGUAAAAAAGCUGCCUGUGUUUGAGACAAACCUCAACUAUGCUACUGGCCCAGACAGCCCGCUGUCCCCGCAGUAUGCCCGCCAGAGGGCUGACUCCUCCCCUAGCCUCACUGUCCUCAUGCCAGAGAAGAAGUCUACACCUCCACUUACCCCUCCACCUCCGCCUCCUCCCCCCAGUGCCCCACCUCCCCCCUACAGACCUCCUUCCCACUUCCCCUUCCCGCCUGAGGCCGGCCUCCUGGCUCUGACGCGAGCAGCAUCUGUCACAGGGAGCUCAGACUCCCCCAAAACCUCAUCCUCUCAAAGGGCAAGUGGGGAACCACUUGGGAAGCCACCUCCCUACUCCCCAGUGAAGAUGUCUCGUGCUGAGCCUCGGAGAGCGCACUCAUGCUCCUCCUCUCCCCUGCUGUUCAACCCAGCAAAUGGUAGACCCCUAACCAGCCCACUGGAUGAGCUCAACACUCUGUUCAGCUCUGGACGCAGUCUGCUCAGGAAGUCCACAUCUGGCCGCAAGAUGAGAGAUGGAGGAUUCAAUUCUAAUAUCAAUCUGCCAGGGAGGGAAGAUUGUGGCUCUGCCCCCACCUCACCAUCUCUGCAGCUACAGGACAAGAACGCCAACAACCACUCUUCUCAUUCACCAAGCCCCGCCCCCGUAGAGAAUGGCAACCAGAUUUCUAAUGGGACGCUGGAGGACGAGAGUCACAGCAAGUCAAAUUCCUCCAGCUCCACCUCUCUACACAGACACAUGGACAGCCAUCAUACUCAGGUGUUCCAGCGGUUUUGUCUGUCCAACGGGAAUGAGAGGGCCGCCCUUGGGGAGCUUCUGCGAUGGCGGCAAGUGCAGUGUGAGGGGCGGGGCGACUGGAAGCACCGUCCACCUCAGUCCCCACCCCUGCCCCCCACGCUGCUCUGGACCAACAGGAAGGCCUCUCCAUGAAAGAGGUCGUGUGAUGCAUUCACAUGUACUGGAUAUGAUGUUCUUUCCUCCCUUUCUAUUCAGCCACACUCGCACAUGCUCUUUUUUUAUGUGGACCAAGUAACCUCAGUGCCCAGGGGCUAGGUUAAAGCUUCAAGCCCCAUAGCAUGAGCCUUGUCCCUGGGCUGAAGGUCCUGCCCCUGCGCCUUUGACCUCAACUGUGGAGGAUUCCCAAACCUAUAUGAUAGAAGCUCAGCACUCUGUGACACUGACUAGUUUUAUUUAUCAACAGUGAGCAGAAAGCAGACACAGUAGAGGUUCAUGGGGAGCUGCUUUUUUGUGUCAAUCACAUUAUUAUUUAUUUUCAGUUCCUCUGAGACAAAAUGUAUGAUGAGGCUGAAUUAAAGAGCAGGCUAGCAAUGUUUUGAUAGUAGUCAGAUACUAAAUGGCUCUUUUAGUCUGUCUGAAUCCUAGCCUAUCAUGUUGUUCUGCUGCAAUCAAAGGAGCUCCUCCCCAAAACAUGGUGCUGCUUAUACUUGACAUGCCGUCCUAUGAUGUUCCCAUGAUUGCUUGUGUGUGCAUCCCCGAGUCUCAGUCCUCUCUGAAGUUUACAAGUCAGCCGACGCCUUCGGACACCUCCAGUUUUUAGCAUCAGUGUACUGGCUUAUGGGACAUGGGACUUUUUCAGGUACGCAGCUCUCACUUAGCCUUUCUCACAUUUGGGCUCUAAGUGCUGCUGCAGCCCUGGCAACGAGUGACCAGGGCUCAGGGUAACCUCAGUAUAAUAUCCCAAGGUGCACUUCACUUCCCCCAUUGUUACCAGCCUUUGAGGAACAAAAACCUCUGGCCAAAAUGCAAACUACUGCACUAACCUUUACUAGGAAAGGGGGAUUCAACAAAAAACCUGCUUUGGUUUAAGGUAAAAAGGUAAAGCUAAAAUAACAGCUUUAGCUGACAGGUAUAUAGUUCAUGUUGUGUACAUGAAGCUCUGUGCCAAAGUGACAAAACCCUUGAACGAUACAUCUAAACCAGUGGUUCUGAAACAUUUUCUGUCAUGCCCUCUUCAGAAGCUGAAAAAGUUAAUUGAACAACCCAGAAUAAGGGGAUUUCAUAUUUUUUAAAUAAAUUGAAGAUUCAGAUUAGUAAAAUUAGCAAAAAAGUCUUGAUAACAUCAGAGCGCUGGUGUUUGUUUAUGUCACCAUAUGAAUCAUAUUCAUGCAACUUAAGGUCUGCUUAACGUUGACCACCCACCCGCUGUGGCUCUACGCCCCCCAGUUUGAGAACCACUGGUUUAAACUAACAAGUAUAGUUAUAAAAAGUGAUGCACACAGUAGUCCCCAUAUAUAUGUACAGACUGACAUACAUGACCAAACCAUAGAUGUUACUGCGGUUCAGGGUGAAUCAAUGAACCGUUUUUAAAUAGAUCAAAAGAACAUGUCAAAAAGAAGGGAGAAAAACAACAGUCUACACUUGACAGGUGGUGACUUAACUCUCAUUGUGUCUCAUCAACACCAGAACAAUUUCAUGAGUUCAGUGUUGUUCAGGAGACUGUGCAGAGCUCAGAAACUCACGCACAGAUGAACUCGACUAUUGUACAGAUGUCCUCCAGCGUGGUUGUGUCCGCACAGACGCCCUUUACUUCCCGUGUCCUCCCUUCAUCUCCUUCCCCAAUUUGACCCCAACAAACCGGACCCUCCCCCCACGUUCCUAAUGGAUCAAACCGGCUCUACGGGUGUCUCCAUGGUAAACACUCUGUAAAUAGUAACCAGUGUUGUAUGUUCUACCUUUUACUAUAGCAGAAAAGCACAGAGAUUGAUUUGAAAGAUGAGGAAGAGAUGAGAUAAUACUGUCUAUGAUGGUGAAACUGAGAUUUAAGAAUGUCUUGGGUUAGAUGCAAUGACUGAGGUAAAGAGAAGAGGUUUAUUUUAAAAUGUGAAUCUUUUUUUUUUAGAAUGAUUGUCUAUGGCUAUGAAAUCCUUUAUACUCUAUUUAAUAGUAUUUGUUUAUUCCCUUCUGUUCCUAUGAUGCAAGGCAGAUGUUUUCAUUGUAUAUGGAUGUUUUUAUUGCACAAUAUUUAUGUGGUGUUGUGUUGACUUCUGUAAUGGGCUGGGUGUGUCUCAACAAGCUGUUUGAUCUUUGAAGAUCGGUCUGAAUUAUUAGAGCCGCAAAGUAUCAAUAGCUCUAAUUGAUUUCUCAUCCCCACUGAUCACCCACAAUGUGUCUGAUUGAUUCAGCCUUAUGAAUUAGCAGCACCGUCACAGGAUCGAUCUCAGCUGCUGUCCAUGCAGGUGCACAAAUAUUCAAGAGGAAUUAGUAGAGACAACUGAUACUACAGAGAUGGCAAAUGAGCUGAGCUGUGUUUUGACUGACUGGCUGAAUGUACAAAUGCAACAUUUUCUUUCACUGCCUGUGCACAUCAAUGACACCCUGUGUAUCUUAUUACUGGAACAUGCGCCUGUAUCUAAACAGUGUACCUGACUGCUUAAUGUGAUUAUUGUCUUCAGAAGUUAUGUGUGCAGUUAAUAUUUUUAAAGCAAGUUAAUAAUGACGCAGCAAGGUAUUGAUUUGCUCCAUGACUCACACCUCGUGUGCUGUGAUUGGGGUUGCAUGAGUGCAUUGCAGAACUAUGUCAAACAUUUUCAUCAUAGUAUGAUUCAGCUCAUUCACACAAGGACUUAAACCUGAUCAAACAAAAUAGAAAGGUCAAGCCAAGAACCAAGAUCAUGCUAGUCAACUUGCCAAUGCCAGUGAAAGACAAUUUAUAGCCUCUGUAUUGAGUCUUCAUUAUAACUCCGUCAGUCAUGUGCAUUAUGGUUUUGUGUAUUACCAUGUUUACUGAUUUCAUGAAAUGAGAUGUUUUUUAUUGACUUUUAAAGCAUAUGAGUGCUUUUUACCUUGCAUGACCACAUGUUGGGCCUGGCCCCUUUAACAUGUUCAUGCUGAAAAGAUAAAAGUGGCUGUCUAAUAUGAAGAACUGCUUCCCACUGCACUGUGAAUCACUGCACUGUCCCCUGUGUCUCGUCUAAACACUCGUCAUCCAUUUACAUCCUCCUUUAACUCGACCGACCCACAGACAUAUCAGUUCCAUCAUAUACAAUCCCAGAUGACCUAGCUCAGUCUGUCGUUAACCGUUACCAAACUCUGGCAGCCAGAUUACUGCCAGUCAUCAUUGUUAGUCAGGAAUCUAAAAAUCCUCCGCUCUGAGAUCAGCUCUCUGGUGCUACAGCCAGUGCGGAAUGGACGUUUUAUUUGUCCCCAGUCCAUGUAUAGUUGUCCGGAGAGACACAGUAUUUUAGCACCUAAACAGGGGUAUCUCACUGCCUUUCAUAGUGUUGUUUUUUUAUCGUAGUCUUUCUUUUGUACAUGACACACAGUAUAUUUUAACCUGCAUACAUAUGUGUUUGUGGAAAGAAAAGAUUGUAUGUGAUGUUUCAUAAUUAUUAUCUUCCCAAUGUUUUAUAAGUACUGUACCUGUACAGCAAUAAAGCACAAUUGUGUCAAUGCCA